Schistosoma spindalis is the source of this 3218-nucleotide messenger RNA. The record is from the annotation of a GenBank genome assembly. Lineage: Eukaryota; Metazoa; Platyhelminthes; Trematoda; Strigeidida; Schistosomatidae.
UAAAGUUUUAAAUGUAAAGUUUUGGUAAUGGAAAAAUUUAUUCCCAUAUAGAUUUUAGUAAAUAUUAUUAUUAUUAUUAUUAAUAUUGCUGUAAUACAGUGAAUACAAAUUUAAAAGAAAACAUUGAAUAGUAACUAAAGAAAAUGCCUAUGCGUAUACCACAACCAAUACAGAUUUGGUUUAAUUCAUUGCAUCAUUAUCGUAAAAAAAUUCAAUUACAAAAUGAUAAAAUAUUAAUAACCGAUAAAUCUAAUGAAAAAUUGAUUGAUUAUAAUCCAUUAUUAAUUGGUGGUAUUGAAAAUUUAUUACUUGAAAUGAUACCAAAACAUACUAAACCAAUGAUAAAAGAUGGUGCUAAUGAAGUUGCUCAAUGGAUUUGUGAAAAUUUAAUUAUGUUAUAUGAUAUAAAUGAUGAUGAUGAUGAUAAUGAUGAUCAUGUUAAUGAUGAUGAUGAUGAUGAUGAUGAUGAUGAUUCUAAUAAAUUAGAUACAAUUAAUCAAUCUAAUAUACAUAGAAAUAAUUUACUUCAUAAUUUACAAUUUAUUACAAUAGAAUUAUUACCAACAAUUAUUUAUGUAUACUUUUGUUUAUUUAUUUUUUUUGGAUCAAAAAAAUCACAUCAAAACAAAUCAAUAACAACUCAUAAAUCUGAUAUAAAAUUUAUGAAAUUUAUAAAUUUUGAUAAAAUUCAUCCAUUUAUAUUAUUAAAACAAAAUGAUGAUUAUUUAUCUAUCAUAAAUAAUCAAUCAAAUAAAUUAAUCAAUUUAAAUAAAUAUACAAAUAAAACAAAAUCACAAAUUAUAAAUCAAUUCAAUAAUGAAUUAUUAUUAAAUAAAUUAGAAAAUAAGAAACUAUCGAUUAAUAAUAAUAAAUCAAUAAAAAAACAAAAUACAAAUAAUAAUAAUAAUAAUAAUAAUAAUAAUAAUAAUGAUAAUAAUAAUAAUGAAUAUGAAACAUUUAAAAAAUCAAUAUCAAUUAAUUAUUUCAAUGAACAAAUGAAUUUAAUUAAUAUUUUUGAAAUUUUUUUAUUAACUAUUUAUCAAAUUUAUCAAAAAAAUUUAUUAAAUAUAAUUAAUGAAGAAUAUUUUAAUCAAUUAAUAUUAUGUAAUUCAUCGAUUUAUUGUGAUGAAUUAUUAAAUUCCAAUGAAUUAAAUAAAAUGAAUAAUGAUAUAAAUAAUAAAAAUUUAUUAAAUCAAUCUACAAUUAUAAAACAAUCAAAUCAAUUUAUGAAUAAAUUAUAUUUAAAUAAAAAAUCUACAGAGUAUACAUUUAAUUCGUACAAUCGUAUGCACAUAUUAACUGCACUAAUGAAACAAUAUAGUGCAUACUCUUCAUCAUGUGUAUCUAAACAAUCAAGAGUAUCACUAUGCAAACUGGCUUGUUUGUUUAAUCCUUUCAAUAACCAAUAUUCAGAGAAUAUGCCAUUACAAUUUGAAGAAUCUGAUUCGGUGGAUGACGAUGGGCAUACUUGUGAUAUGAAUUCCAUGAAACUAGAAGUAAUAAAAGAAAAUGAUAAACAAGACAAUUCAGUUCAUGAGGGAACCAUAUCACAAUCGACUUCACCAAAAACUUUUGGCAAAACAGAAGAGCAUACCUCGAAAGGAAUACAAAAUUCUUAUACAAAAUUGGAGACAAACAAACAAUUGAAAUUCAAUAGAGUAACAGGAUUAAGUUCAAAUUUUGUCACAGAAAUUCUAUUUUCUCUUUAUCCACUUCUGUUUACUGAACAUUCAGAUUUAGCUUAUGAAGGAGUCGAAUCUCUGAAAGCUAGAGCAACGUAUGAAAUAUGGUCAAAUGUAUUAUUAUUGAUUAAUUCAAUAGAAAAAGAUUAUAUUCGAUCAAAAUCAUAUCAUUUAAAAUCUUUUAAAUUGAAUAAUUCAAUAAUUAAUCAAGAAGUAUUCAAUACCAAUAAUUUUAAUGAAUAUUCAAUUGAAGAAAAUAAAUUAAAUUCUGAACAAUUAAGUUUAGCUAGUGCUUAUUGUGGUUUAUGGUCUGGAUUAUUAGGGAAACGAUCUAAUAUACAACAACAUGAAAUAUCAUCAGAAUUAUGUAAUAUAAAAGAUUUAUCCGAUAAACGUUUACAUUAUGUUCGAUUAGCACAAGCUAAAUUUAAACGACCUGUUGUUACAAAUUCUAAUUUUAAAACUAUAAAACUUCCAGAUGAUAUAACACCAUUAUCACCAAUUGAUAUAACUAUUACAAAACAAAAUGAUAACAAGAAUUAUCUUACAAUAUAUAAUAAUAAUAAUAAUAAUAAUAAUAAUUGGAAAAAUUCUAUAGAUGAUUUAAUAAAAAUUGAAGAAUCAAAUCCAUCAUCCAUUUUAUUUACUCGUGAAUGGUUUAAAAAAACACUUUGGAAAGAUAGACAAUUUGAAAAAUCUUAAAAUUGAUUCCUUUUUGUUUUUUUUUAUAGUUUUCAAUGACUUUCUUAGAUUCAUAAUAAUUUUAUUUGAGUAUUAUUUAUACUUAUUACUUAUUGAAUUUUUGAACAUGAAAUAUUUAUUCUUUGCAUUUAUCAAUUCAAAUAAAAUAAUUAUAUUAUACAAGUUUUAUAUGUAUGCUACUUAUAUCAACAUAAGUAGUAUAUGAUUAUUAUUAUUAUUAUUGUUAUUAUUAUUAUAAGCUUUAUUCAACAUUAUAUUUGUGGUACACUAUUGAAUUCUCAGCAUAAAGUAUUUCAACAAGUUUCCUUUUCUUAUAUCUUGAUCGAUUCUGACGAUAAAUAUUGAGUGAUGGCCAGUUAGAUGUUAGGAGUUCGAUAAUCGACAUCUGAAUAAUGUUCAUUCGUUUCAAUGCAUAUUGCAAGCCACUAUGAUGUUGUUGGUUGUACCUUUUUGUAAUCCGUACAGCGAAAAGUUGUAAACUUUUCAUAAACGCGCCUGAAUAGGUUGUGAGCUCAAUAGACAUAAUAGUGUGUUAAAACAAACAAGAAAACAGAUAACUUCAAGAAAUAUUUAGAUGGGAGGAACAGGUAGCCCAGAUAUUCAAGCAGGCCGCCGAUGAUGUUAGUUAGGAACAUAAUGUUUGGCAACAAAGAGAUAAUAGGAUCGAACAGUAAAAAAAAAUGGAAACAGUAUGUAAUUUUUAUGAAAAUGCAAGAACAAAAGAAAAUCUGAGUGAUUUUGAGACAAUAGAUGGACAUUUUGCAAAUUAAGCAUUUACUAUAUGGUUCACAGAUUUUAUUGACAUGCUUUGUAAUGUUGCAUCAAAUAUAAUUG